Messenger RNA from Betta splendens (Siamese fighting fish), 4506 nucleotides. It is a transcript of the gene edem3, whose product is annotated as ER degradation enhancer, mannosidase alpha-like 3. The transcript is spliced from 19 exons. Lineage: Eukaryota; Metazoa; Chordata; Actinopteri; Anabantiformes; Osphronemidae. Bases 1052 to 3859 code for a protein of 935 amino acids. Gene Ontology annotation, cellular component: endoplasmic reticulum; membrane. Gene Ontology annotation, molecular function: calcium ion binding; mannosyl-oligosaccharide 1,2-alpha-mannosidase activity. Gene Ontology annotation, biological process: mannose trimming involved in glycoprotein ERAD pathway; endoplasmic reticulum mannose trimming; carbohydrate metabolic process. The record is from RefSeq and is a predicted model, not a curated record.
CGGUAUUUUCAGGAAGCGGAUGUUGUUGACGUUACGGUAUCCGGGGCAGACUAGCUUUGGAAAAACAGGAGCAUACGGCACAAUUAUAUGUUUUUUUACCUCGAAGAUCAGAAAAUAUUUCACGGUCAGGACUGUUGCUCAACAAUGGACAGAGUUUUUCCUCGAUCUGAAUUGUCUUUUCGAUUCCCACGUCUCCACCAGGUCGGCUAGUUAGCACAAGUUGCUAACUGGCUAAUUAAACCCUGACUGGUGUAAGCAGCUGAGAACGGAGACCUGUCAGGAAGAGGAAAUUAUUAACUUCUAUCUAAAAAGGUUUUGACGCGUCAGUGUGAUAACAGGAGCGGGUAUGAACAGGAGCAGCGUGUGACUGGCUGUACAUUGUGUAAAACAGGUACACGAUUUGAGGAGAGGAGCGCCCAAAUAGGAACCGACGUUGAUUUAUUUGGUUUACAGAUGGUCUCAAAUAUGAUUGUGUUUUGGUCACGGACUAAAAACUAGACUUUUCUUAACUACUGAGGUUCUAAGCCUGUAGUUUAAAACGUCACAAAUGGAACAUCUAGGUCCUUGGAGUCCUCGGAUUUGGGUUGUGUUGGGCUGAAGUUGUUGGAUGCCUUGUUUGCUAUAGGUCCGGUGUGACUGCUCGGCAAAGUAAACAGGUGUGACACGUACUACUCAGAUCCUGGACCGACGUUGUUGCUGCUACAGCAUAUGUCAGAUAUCUCUGCCUACAGCCAGAUCCUUGUGGUUACGUGCAAUAACAUUCCUGAAGCCUUUUAAUGAAAGGGUUAGGCACUAGGUACUCGCACAUUUGAUGUGCCUUAUAAAUGGUGUUUGGGAUAGAAGUAGUGAAGUAAUGAAGUAUAAGUGGCCAACACAUAGUAGUCAAAGUGCUUUAUGAUGAUCUCCAUAGUUUAAGGGAAGACGUGGGUGAGUACUUAGAUGUUGUUUUAUUUUGAGUGGUUUAGCUGAGACUGUGGGAAUGAGGAAGCACUUGUUUACUCACUGACUGAGAGCCAAACUGUAGCUGCUGCCAACUUGUCCACCUACUGCAAUGCCAAACGUACUGUUCUCACUGAUGCUGCUCGGAGCACUAUGCAGCCAUGGACAUUCAAUGUCAAGGGAGGAGAAGCGCAAAUUGAAGAACCAAGUGGUUGAGAUGUUUGACCAUGCGUAUAAGAAUUACAUGGACCAUGCGUACCCAGCAGACGAGCUUAUGCCUUUGACGUGCAGAGGAAGAGUACGAGGACUUGAACCCAGUCGAGGCGACGUAGACGACGCACUAGGAAAGUUCUCUUUGACUCUCAUAGAUACUCUGGAUACUUUGGUGCUGCUGAAUAAGACGACAGAGUUUGAGGCUGCUGUGAGGAGAGUGCUCUCAGAUGUGAGACUGGACAACGAUAUUGUUGUGUCAGUGUUUGAAACCAACAUCCGUGUUCUUGGAGGUCUGUUAGGAGGACACUCCAUGGCUGUGAUGCUGAGAGAUGAAGGUCAACACAUGCAGUGGUACCAGGAUGAACUCCUCCAUAUGGCUAAAGACCUGGGUCUCCGUCUGCUGCCGGCUUUUAACACCAGCAGUGGCCUGCCUUACCCCAGGGUGAACUUGAAACACGGCGUCAGGGGUCCUGAGACGCGAACGGGAACAGAAACUGAAACGUGUACAGCGUGCGCUGGAACCAUCAUCUUGGAAUUUGCUGCCUUAAGUCGCUUCACUGGCGAUCCUGUGUUUGAGGCUCACGCCCGGAGAGCCAUGGACUUUCUGUGGGAAAAGAGACAGAGGAACAGCAACCUGGUGGGGACCACAAUCAACAUUCAUUCUGGAGAGUGGGUUCGAAGAGACAGUGGAGUUGGAGCGGGAAUUGACUCUUACUACGAAUACCUGUUAAAGGCCUAUGUGCUCCUGGGAGAUGACCAGUUCUUACAGCGGUUCAAUAUUCACUAUGCAUCUAUAAUGAAGUACAUCAGUCAGCCUCCUCUGCUGCUGGACGUCCACAUCCACAAGCCCCUGCUCCCUGCUCGCACCUGGAUGGACUCUCUCCUGGCCUUCUUCCCUGGACUGCAGGUGUUGAAGGGAGACAUCCGUCCUGCUAUAGAGACUCAUGAGAUGCUGUACCAAGUUACCAAGAAGCACAACUUCCUGCCUGAGGCCUUCACUACUGAUUUCAGGGUACACUGGGCCCAACAUCCCCUGAGGCCUGAGUUUGCAGAGAGCACCUAUUUCCUUUAUAAGGCCACAGGAGACGCGUACUACCUGGAGGCAGGUCGGACCAUUCUCGACAACCUCAACCGCUUUGCUCGCGUUCCCUGCGGCUUUGCUGCAAUGAAGGACGUGCGCACUGGAAGCCACGAGGACCGAAUGGACUCGUUCUUCCUUGCGGAGAUGUUCAAGUACUUGUUCCUGCUGUUCGCUGAAGCGGACGACCUGCUAUUUGACAUUGAGGACUACGUCUUCACCACUGAGGCCCACCUGCUGCCGCUGUCCCUUUCCAUGGCUCCCCAGUCCUCGUCUGUCCCCUCGAACCGAACGGUGAUAGUUCAGCCGGAGGUGGAGCUGGAUGAUUUUGACUGGACGUGCCCCAACACCCGCCUCCUGUUCACCGACCCUGCUUUUCCCAACAACCUGCGAGAACCGAUCCGUAGCGCCGUGGACAAGAGCUGCCCCCGUCCUCUGCCGUACAGGUGUGUACACAAACAGGCGUCACCGGGUGUUGCUUCAGUUGUCUCAACCUUUCCUCACGGUGUUGUCACUGCUUUCAGGGAGCCUGGUAUAGGCCGUCCACCGCUGAGGGCUCAAGACUUCAUGGCGAACAACCCUGAACAUUUGGAGCUGCUGAGGAGGAUGGGAGUCAGUCUCAUUCACUUGAAAGACGGCAGGGUGCAGCUGGUCCAGCAUGCUACACAGGCCGUCAGCGCAGUGGCAGCGGAGGACGGCGUGCGUUUCAUGCAGGAGAUGAUGGAGCUGUCCAGCCAGCAGCAGAAAGAGCAGCUGCCGCCCAGAGCCAUCCAGAUCGUCUCGCACCCGUUCUUCGGCAGGGUGGUUCUGACCGCCGGCCCGGCGCAGUUUGGCACAGACUUGUCCAAAAGUUCCACAGGGGUACGGGGCUUCGUGACUGUGGCUGAACCCUACAGCGGCUGCUCUGAGAUCACCAAUGCGGAGUACGUCCGGGGCCACAUCGCUCUGCUCCAGAGGGGACAGUGCAUGUUUGCAGAGAAGGCUCGAAACAUCCAGAAAGCCGGCGCCAUCGGAGGCAUAGUCAUCGACGACAACGAAGGCAGCAGCAGUGACACAGCCCCCCUCUUUCAGAUGGCCGGGGACGGCCGCAGCACAGACGACGUCACCCUGCCCGUCCUCUUCCUCUUCCACAAGGAGGGCAAGAUCCUGCUGGAGGCGCUGAAGGAGUACAGGGAGGUGGAGGUGCUGCUGAGCGACAAAGCCAGGGACAGAGCAACCAUAUUUAAAGGUAAACCACUUCCGGGCAGCCUGAUUGAGGGCAGUGUAGAUGUGCAAGAAGCAGAGGAGGGCUGCUUAACUGAGGCAACAACUCCCACCUCAUCUGAACCUGCCGGCGAGUCGCAGAUGAGCACGGUGGAGCUGGACGAGGCUGUUGCUGGGGAGGCUGCGCCAUCGCACGAAGGAGUCGGCCCUGCAGGUGAAGACGCAGGUCCGGCGGAGAAGAUGAGCGCGUCGGAAGCAGAGGGCGGACCCGCGGAGGCCGAGGCCGCCGCCGCUCAGCCCGACCGGAGCCCAGAGGCGAAGGAGAAGCCGGAGGGGGGCGCGAACAGCCAGUCGGUGGACGAACUCCUGGCUGAUUGGCAGGAGGACCUGGAGGCUUUCAAGCAGAUGGAGAAGGAUGAGCUCUGACAGUCGCCGGGUGUGUCGUGCCCUUUGAGCGUGGUUGGGUCCGGCCACACGAGGAGAGCCCCAGAGGCCCUUCACACAUCACCAGCGCCAGUCAGAUGAACGCGGAGGAAGCUGGGACGAUGUCUCCUUUAGUGACUGUUUCCUGUCUUGCCCUCUAUGAAUGGCAUCGCGUGCCAAGGCAGCCCACAUACUGUAUCUGGACCAUUAGGCCGGUGGGCGAUGGGACAGAGGCCAGGGUCCUUACCUCACUUUCUCAUACAGUUUCUGUUCAUCUGUUCACACGCUAAUGAUUGGCCUGGACCAGACUGAGCGUAACAGCGUCUCCCUGUCCACACAAACUACAUCUCGCAUUGCUGUUCUUUCUAUGCAUUUCUCAUUCAUUUCUCCUGUCACUCAAAUGGUCCAAAAACUAAUUUAGAUCAGCGAAAUCCAUUGACCAACUGAUUUUAUUUAAAUGUGGUGAUUAUUUGUGUUGAGGCAUUUGCUGUAUUCAUGGUCUUGGGUAUAAUCACAUUUACAUAUUGAUGUUAAUUGAUUAUUGUGGAGAUCAAUAACAUCAAAUAAGCUGCAGGAUCUUUUCUAUGUGUGGCUUUAUGGUACAGAAGCCGAACUGAAUCUUGCUGAAGAAUACAUGAAGUCAUGCGUCA